Sinocyclocheilus anshuiensis is the source of this 810-nucleotide messenger RNA. Its product is annotated as polyphosphoinositide phosphatase-like. The transcript has 5 exons. Gene Ontology annotation, cellular component: intracellular membrane-bounded organelle. The coding region runs from base 409 to 810 and encodes 133 amino acids. The record is from RefSeq and is a predicted model, not a curated record. Gene Ontology annotation, molecular function: phosphatidylinositol-3,5-bisphosphate 5-phosphatase activity. NCBI's taxonomy places the organism in Eukaryota, Metazoa, Chordata, Actinopteri, Cypriniformes, Cyprinidae. Gene Ontology annotation, biological process: phosphatidylinositol dephosphorylation.
UCCGGAGAGAGUCUGGCGCUGUUGAUUGCUGUGUGGCGUAAUGCUUUCUCUCUGUUAGGAGCCUGAAGCAGCGGUGAAGGGGUUCACGGAUGUCAACAGUGUUUAUAAUGUCAGAGCCUAAUGCAUUCAAAGGAGCAAGAGAAGAACUGAGAAGCACACAAAACACUUGAGAAAUCAAAGGUUGGGGUGUGAUUAUGUAACGACCGUUUGCUCUAAAGCUGUCGGCCGUUAAAGCUUCACUAAGCUCUCUGUGAUGCUUUAUGAUGGGAAGAUACUGACGUGUUUCAGCUGCACGUUUAACGAUUAAACUACAGCCAAGCUGUCUUUGAGAAAGUAUUUCACUACACUGCAGGAUACUCACAAAAGUCUGUGUAAUUGUGUUGAAGCUACUAAGGGAACGUUGUACUUAUGGCGAUGUGGCGAACGCAGAUCAUCCACGACGCCUUGGUCAUGUCGUUGACGGCGGGCCGUUUCUCCUCCUGUGUUCAGGUCCGAGGCUCGGUUCCUCUGCACUGGUCUCAGGACAUCUCCACCAUGAUGCCCAAACCACCCAUACGCCUGGACCAGGCCGACCCGUACGCUCACAUCGUUGCUCUUCACUUCGAUCAGAUGCUGCAGAGGUUUGGGUCGCCCAUCAUCAUCCUCAACCUCGUCAAGAAACGAGAGAAGCGGAAGCAUGAGAAGAUCCUAAGUGAGGAGUUUUACCCCGCCAUCAUCAACCUGAACCAGUUCCUCCCGCCGGAGCACGGUAUCGAGUACAUCGCUUGGGACAUGGCACGAUACACCAAGAGGUGCGGAAAACUAAUGUAA